Messenger RNA from Micromonas pusilla CCMP1545, 1332 nucleotides. RefSeq lists its product as uncharacterized. NCBI's taxonomy places the organism in Eukaryota, Viridiplantae, Chlorophyta, Mamiellophyceae, Mamiellales, Mamiellaceae. Gene Ontology annotation, biological process: lipid biosynthetic process. The record is from RefSeq and is a predicted model, not a curated record. The coding region runs from base 1 to 1332 and encodes 443 amino acids. The transcript is spliced from 2 exons.
AUGGACGACCGCGGCCGCGCGCACGGCCCGUGGAUCCUGAAAGCCCCCGCGGAGCCGCCGCGCGCUCCCGCUCCCGCCGCCGCCGCUCCCUCGGACGACGACGCCUCGUCUCCACCGCCCCCGCCCCCACCCCUUCCCGUCGCGCUGCGCCUCUUCUGCGUCCCGCAGGCUGGCUGCGGCGCGUGGUCGUUCCACGCGUGGGACGCGCUGCUCUCGAGCGUCGCGCCGCGCGUCGAGGUGAUGCCGCUCGAGCUUCCGGGGAGGAACUCGCGCCACGGCGAGCGAGGCGACGAGUUUCCGACGCUGGAAGGUGCGUUCUAUACACUGGUCCCCAUACGACCCCGUCGGCGUGGUGAACGCCGAUCCUUAAGGACUUUUCCCGGCGUGUCUCUCCGCCCACUCCUCGGUUUCAAUCCCCGCCCUCGGCGCCUUUCAACUCCACCUGACGCCUUUCAACUCCACCCCGACAAUCACUUGUAUGGAACGGCCCUGGAAGCGCUCGCGGAGGCGGCGGCGGCGGGGAUCGAGCACUUGCUUCCGGGCGGCGAACGGAGCGACGACGACGCGCCGAACCCGCCGUACGCGAUAUUCGGGCACAGCAUGGGCGCGUGGAUCGCGUUCGAGAUGACGCGCGCGAUCGAGCGGCGGCGGAGCGCGCGCGCGGCGGCGGCGGCGGCGACGGCGGCGACGACGGCGGCGCCGGCGAAACUUUUGGCGCUCCCGUUGAAGCUCUACGCGUCGGGAAACAGCGCGCCGUGCCUCGGCGGCGUCGAAAACGACCCGGAUUCGAUAACGCCCUUGAUAUCGACGUUACCGAGCGACGAAUUCUGGACCGCGUUCGAUCGGCGGUACGGCGUCAACCCCGCGCUUCAGAGCGAGGAAUUGAAACGCUACGUCGAGCCGUCGCUGCGACGCGACUUCGCGCUCGUGGAGAAGUACCGCGGCGUGCUUCCAAACGAUAAUAACGCUCGUUACGAGGGCGUUAAGCCGAGAAAACUCCCUCGAGGCGUGCCCUUGGUCGCCAUAGGCGCGAACGGCGACGAGAGGUACGCGAGAGAGCAGGUCACCGCGUGGUGCAUGCACGUCGACGGCGGUUGCGGCGGGAGCGUGUUCGACGAGCGAUGGUUCGACGGCGCGGCGCCGGAGACGCCGUCGGGGCCCGGGUCGGCGGGGCUGGGUCCCAGCGCGUCCCGCGGCGGCGCGCGGUGGGCGACGCCGCACCGGAUCGUGAUCGAGUACCCGGACGAGCUCUUGGCGUACUUGGGGGAGGACGUGAACGCGUUGGUGGCGGCGAUGGGGGAGGCGCCGGUGGCGGCGGCGGCGGCGGCGUGA